Molecule: messenger RNA, 380 nt
Organism: Pterocles gutturalis (yellow-throated sandgrouse)
Lineage: Eukaryota; Metazoa; Chordata; Aves; Pterocliformes; Pteroclidae
Gene: LEPROT
Product: leptin receptor overlapping transcript
Exons: 3
Biological process (GO): late endosome to vacuole transport via multivesicular body sorting pathway; negative regulation of growth hormone receptor signaling pathway
Cellular component (GO): endosome
Source: RefSeq, a predicted model, not a curated record
CUCUCGUGGCGCUGUCCUUCAGCGGAGCCAUCGGGCUGACCUUCCUCAUGCUGGGCUGCGCCCUGGAGUACUACGGUGUAUACUGGCCUCUGUUUGUCUUAAUAUUUUACUUCAUCUGCCCCAUUCCCCACUUCAUUGCCAAAAGAGUAAGUGAUGACAGUGAUGCGGCCAGCAGUGCCUGCAGGGAGUUGGCGUAUUUCUUCACAACUGGAAUUGUUGUUUCUGCCUUUGGAUUUCCUAUAAUCCUUGCACGGGUUGAAGCGAUCAAAUGGGGAGCCUGUGGUCUGGUGCUGGCUGGCAAUGCAGUCAUUUUCCUUACUAUUUUAGGCUUUUUUCUCGUAUUUGGUAGAGGAGAUGACUUUAGCUGGGAACAGUGGUAG